UCACACACCUCGCACCAGCCGCCAUAUUGUGUGAAGAUUUGGAUGUUAUCAUGGGUAAAGCAAAAAAGACGCGAAAAUUUGCAGCUGUCAAGCGAAUGAUCUCACCAAAGGACAUGAGAAUAAAACAAAACCAAGAAAAGGAGAAAGAGAAAAGGAAGAAGCAGGAAGACAAUGAAACCCGCCACGUGGAACAAUCAUCAUCUGCCCUGUUCUUUCAAUACAACACACAGCUUGGACCUCCAUAUUAUAUUCUGGUUGACACCAAUUUUAUCAACUUCUCCAUUAAGAAUAAACUGGAUAUUGUCAAGUCCAUGAUGGAUUGCUUAUAUGCAAAAUGUGUUCCCUGUAUUACUGAUUGUGUAAUGGCAGAGUUAGAAAAACUUGGCUCUAAAUACAGAGUGGCACUCAGGAUGGCAAAGGAUCCACGAUUUGAUCGUCUUCCCUGCAUGCACCGAGGAACUUAUGCUGAUGACUGCAUAGUGAACAGAAUACAACAGCACAAGUGUUAUAUUGUGGCAACAUGUGACCGAGAUUUGAAAAGAAGAAUCCGCAAGGUUCCAGGAGUCCCUAUUAUGUACAUUUCACAACACAAGUACACAAUUGAAAGAAUGCCUGAUGCGUAUGGAGCUCCAAGAGUUUAAACAGAAAUACGCUCGCUGGAGACUGUUGUACUUGUUGCUGACAGCGGCCCACUGAAGGAGUCAGGAUGAAGUGAAUGAGCACGCUGUUAUGUUGUGCAUUUUUUGCGGUCUUGCACAAGGCGGAAGAGGCGCCCUGGUCUCGCAGGCACGUGGUCAAAGAACGUAUAGCCAGCGUAGUUGUCGAGAUUUUGCGCGUAAGCACUUCGCAGUUUACGUGAGUGGCGAAGCCGCGAGGAGAGCAAAGAGUAGUCAAGUGGAGAUCCCGGCGAAAAUUUUCGCUAAGGGUUUCCCAGGUGGUUAAAAUUCCCUCGCGGUUCCGCCUCCGAAAGGAAGCAUUAAAGUGCGAAAUCCCGUCAGCAACGCUAGCCAAGAACGGAGAAAAGAGAAAACAGGGUCACUGAUAUUUCCGUCUGCCAGUCGGAACGAAAGAAAAGAGAAACUUGUGCAUCCAACAAGUGAUCAAAGCGUGCUCUAGAAUGCACUGGUUUUCGUGUUACAUCUGGUUCAAAGUCCUCUUUCUGGCUGGUUAGGUUGAACACAUGAUCAUCCAAAGUUGAUUCUGAAGGACAUUGUAAAACAUCUUGAAGGUUCAGCGUGCUGAAUAAUUACAAGAAUUAAACCGCACGAAGUCUUUUUGUAAAUUAAAAAAAUCGAAAAUAAAAAUUUUUGAUUCUAACAGUUC
This is a messenger RNA of Orbicella faveolata, 1323 nucleotides long. Its product is annotated as rRNA-processing protein FCF1 homolog. The record is from RefSeq and is a predicted model, not a curated record. Lineage: Eukaryota; Metazoa; Cnidaria; Anthozoa; Scleractinia; Merulinidae. Gene Ontology annotation, cellular component: small-subunit processome.